AGCAGACCUUCAUGGUGUAAGCAGGAGUAUUUGUCUGCCAUGCAGUCGAGUCAGUUGUCACAGCUAUUAAUGACAAAUUAGACACCAUAAGAUUUCCCUUGGAAAGCCUGAAUUGUACAAAGUACAGUUUCUACAACAAAUGCGGGUUGCCAAAUGUCAUAGGAGCAAUUGACGGAACGCUUAUUCCUAUACAGGCCCCAGCAGAAAAUGAGGCAGCAUAUGUUUGUAGGAAGGGGUUUCAUGCCAUAAAUAUGCAAGCUGUUGUUGACAGUAAUAUGAGAUUUCUGGAUAUUGUUGCAAGGUGGCCUGGAUCUCAACAUGAUUCUUUCAUCUUCAACAAUUGUGGAUUGAAGGAUGUUUUGGAGUCUGCUGAUUUAGGAUAUCUCCUUGGAGACAGUGGUUAUCCACUCAGGAGUUAUCUUAUGACACCAAUCUUAAAUCCUUCAUCAGUCGCUGAAGUAAACUUUAACAAUCAUCACAGUUCUGGCCGUUCUGUUGUAGAAAAGGCUUUUGGGGUUCUUAAAUCCAGAUUCAGGUGUUUACACAAGUCCGGGGAUGUCUGAUGUUGAAACCAAGCAAGUGCUGCAAAGUCGCAGAAGCUUGUGUGAGGCUUCACAACUUCUGUAUUGAUUUGACAGAUACCACUGAAUGAAGAUUUGGCAGAAAGUGACACCAGUGAUGACAUUUCUGUAUGCCAGCUGCCACCAUCAAGGUCUGGCUCGGAGAAAAGGUCACGGCUGGUCCGAUUAUUUCAAUGAAAUCAUUUAUUUGGAUUUGCUGUAAAUGUGUUUUUUCAACAUCAUUUUUGGCAUUUACCGAAAUAAUAAUGUAGACCAAGGAA
Molecule: messenger RNA, 841 nt
Organism: Mercenaria mercenaria
Lineage: Eukaryota; Metazoa; Mollusca; Bivalvia; Venerida; Veneridae
Product: putative nuclease HARBI1
Exons: 6
Coding region: 252-563 (103 amino acids)
Source: RefSeq, a predicted model, not a curated record